Dufourea novaeangliae is the source of this 1080-nucleotide messenger RNA. RefSeq names its product lachesin-like. Bases 1 to 927 code for a protein of 308 amino acids. NCBI's taxonomy places the organism in Eukaryota, Metazoa, Arthropoda, Insecta, Hymenoptera, Halictidae. The transcript is spliced from 7 exons. The record is from RefSeq and is a predicted model, not a curated record. Gene Ontology annotation, cellular component: neuron projection membrane. Gene Ontology annotation, biological process: synapse organization.
AUGAUCAGGAUGAAGUUUUUUCGCCUGGUUCUGGCCCUUCUCGGAGGCACUCAUGUCCUCUGCGCGCAGCCCUCUGCUUCCCCCACGGUGAAGAGUUCUGGUGGAUCCAGCCUGGCGAGCGUGGUCGCCGGAAGCAAGCCGACAAAACCUUUGAAUAAACCCGACUUCGACGAUAUCGCACCGCGAAAUGUCACCGCCAUCGUCGGGCAACCAACGCAAUUGAAUUGCUUCGUGAAGCAUCCCGGGGACAGAGUGGUGUCCUGGAUACGUAAAAGGGAUUUACACAUACUCACCUCCUCCGUCCACGUGUACACGGGGGACGACAGAUUCGACGUGGAGCACCCGAAGGCAUCCGACGAAUGGACGUUGAAGAUCCGUUUCGUCCAGCAACGUGACGCAGGGGUUUACGAAUGCCAGGUUAACACCGAGCCCAAAAUGAAUUUAGCCUUCGUGUUGAGAGUCGAAGAAAGUGCCCCUGUCCCCGUCACCACCACACCGAACGCCAUUCACCGGACGUUCAACUCAGCCGCCCUGGCGAAAAUCCAAGGUCCGGAGGACGUCUACGUGAAGAAAGGCAGCACGAUAAGCCUCACGUGCACCGUUAAUGUGCAAAGUACACCGCCCAGCAGCGUUUCGUGGCAUCACGGCGGAGCCGUGGUGGAUUUCGACAGUCCCAGGGGCGGGGUUUCCUUGGAGACCGAGAAGACGGAAAGCGGCACGACGAGCAGACUCCUGGUGACACAAGCCAGAUUGACCGACAGCGGAAAUUACACCUGCAUUCCGAGCAACGCGAAUCCAGCGAGCGUAAUGGUCCACGUGCUGAAUGGCGAGCACCCAGCUGCCAUGCAACACGGUGGAAGUUGCGGCGUGACGCCAACCAUACUCCUGGCGACCGUCACGCUCUUAAUCGCGAACCUGCUAAGGUGAGCAGUCUCGUAGUGAACCGUGACGACUUCGUAAAAAAUAGAAACGAGUGAGACGGUUGUGCGAUCACAAAGGGAAUCGCGUGUUCCCUUUGGUCCACGGCAUCGGGACUAACGGUGGGAGGAGUGAAGAAAAAAAAAUAAAUAAAUAAAUACC